UAUAUAAAUAGUGGCCCCGGGGCAUAGUUGGAUCAUCAGUUUCCGAGCUCAGCUCCACAAACCCACUUCCACCUCCAUUGUCAAGCGGCAGUUCCAAACCCAAGCAAGACCGACAACAACAUGAAGGUUUUCGUGUGCCUGAUUGCCUGUUUCAGCUUGGCCCAGUCCGGCUUCAUCGGAGGCGGCGGCAGCAGUGGCUGGUCCUCCGGCGGUGGCGGUGGAGGUGGCUGGUCCUCUGGAGGAGGAUCUGGUUGGUCCUCCGGCGGCGGAGGUGGCAGUGCCCCCACCAUCAUCAAGGUCAUCAGCGAGGAGGCCGGCCACGGACAUGGUGGCUGGGCAGGAGGCGGCUACUCCGGCGGCUAUUCCGGCGGACAUGGCGGAGCCGAGGAGCUGAAAAUCAUCAAGGUGAUCAGCGAAUCCGGCGGCCAUGGACACAGUCACGGAGGUCACGAUCACGGCCACGGACACGGGCACGGGGGCGAGGUGAAGGUUGUCAAGGUCAUCCAGGAGGAGGACCACAGCCACGGCCACGGAUACGACUACUCCAGCGGAGGACACGGCGGCCAGGAGGAGAUCAAGAUCGUCAAGCUGAUCAGCUCGGGAGUGGCCAGUGGCGGACACUCGUCCGGAGGAUGGGCGCCAGCCGGCGGUUGGGCCUCUGGCGGCUCCGGUGGCGGCUGGUCCUCCUGGUAAGGACCUUCCCUUCCCUGCCGUGCCAUCAGCCAGUCGGGCAUCGACUCCCUUGUUUCUGUUGUUGGAGUUUCAGCCACUUUGGCAUUGGCAUUGGCCCCUUCCACUAUUUUUAAGACUAGCUCACGUUUUCAGUGUGUGAACAUUUUUUUCUCGUUAAUAGUUUAACAAAAAUACAAAAACAAUAUCGAAAACCAUAAA
Molecule: messenger RNA, 891 nt
Organism: Drosophila ananassae
Lineage: Eukaryota; Metazoa; Arthropoda; Insecta; Diptera; Drosophilidae
Product: keratin, type I cytoskeletal 9
Exons: 2
Coding region: 121-693 (190 amino acids)
Source: RefSeq, a predicted model, not a curated record